Messenger RNA from Dibothriocephalus latus, 573 nucleotides. Lineage: Eukaryota; Metazoa; Platyhelminthes; Cestoda; Diphyllobothriidea; Diphyllobothriidae. The record is from the annotation of a GenBank genome assembly.
AUGGAAGUGCUUGACAGCUGUGAAACCCUCUUCCUAUUUGAAUUGGAAUACUGGAGGGAAGUCAACGUGGUUAAACGCCCCGCUCCUCAGACCUUGCCUACUGCUACUACUACUACCUCGGGUGCAGCCUCAGAAAGGGUUUCGACAACUGUGUCAAAUCAAGCCAGUGGUAUUUCGCCCGGCAACCCUACCUCAGUGGACUCUGGUCACCGUAACACGGGUUCCUCGACCACCCUAGUAUCUAACACCGGUUGUGCCACCGGCUUAGACGCCCUUCCGACUGCGGACUUUACCUCCUCUUCUCCCGUUAAACGAUUUGUUUUCUGCUUUCGUACUGCUGAUGCAAAAGCAGACUGGCUGGGCACCAUGAUUGCCUUGCAGACGAAACGUUUCACGCAGCCCGACACAGUGAACACUAUUCAAUUCGAACGCCCUCAAGUUGACAGCAGUGCUGAAAUCCCCGUCAUCAAGGCUGCAACAAUAACCAAACUGGUUGAACGCAUGACCUACCAUGCGUACUACGAUAGCAAAUCGAUUCGGACCUUCCUACAGGUUGUUUUCCUUCGUUUAUAA